This is a messenger RNA of Penicillium argentinense, 1692 nucleotides long. RefSeq lists its product as uncharacterized. Bases 1 to 1692 code for a protein of 563 amino acids. Lineage: Eukaryota; Fungi; Ascomycota; Eurotiomycetes; Eurotiales; Aspergillaceae. Gene Ontology annotation, biological process: amino acid transmembrane transport. Gene Ontology annotation, cellular component: membrane. The transcript has 4 exons. Gene Ontology annotation, molecular function: amino acid transmembrane transporter activity. The record is from RefSeq and is a predicted model, not a curated record.
AUGGCGGGCAUCUUCGAGGACCAGGAGUACAACAAGUCGGCGACUCAGUAUGUCGCGCACGGUGUCGAAGAUCAAGAACCGCGGCCACCAUACCACGACUCGCCGUCAUCCUUUCGGGCUAUUAUUCCCGACGACGGACAUAUUGUUUCCCAACAUGAACAGCAGAAUUUGAUACGAGGAUUGUCACAGCGCCAUGUGCAAAUGAUUGCGAUCGCUGGUGCUAUUGGGACAGGUCUUUUCCUGGGCCUUGGCGGCUCUAUAGCAACAGGUGGUCCACUCGGCGCACUUUUGGGCUACGUCUUUGUCGGCGCAGUGGUUUGUGCCAUUCAAUUCUCACUCGGUGAAGUGUCUGCGCUUCUUCCGGUGACUGGUUCUUUCGUACGACAUGCAGAGGUCCUGGUUGACCCGGCGCUGGCCUUUGCAGUCGGCUGGAACGUCGUUUAUGGAUGCUUCAUCAGCGUGCCAAGUGAGAUCUCCGCAAGUGUAGUGCUGAUCCAGUACUGGACGGAUAUCAAUGCAGCGGUGUGGGUGACCAUUCUGAUUAUCAUAUCGGUCGUCGUCGCCAUCUCAUUCAUUCGCGUUUACGGCGAGGUCGAGUUCGUGUUUGCGAUCUUGAAGAUCCUCCUGGUCAUUUUCGUGGUCAUCCUGGGCUUGGUCAUCGAUCUCGGGGGAGUGCCCGGUGUACCGCGAUUGGGUUUUCACUAUUGGAAAGAUCCUGGCUCGUUCGUCGAGUAUAUCGCCACCGGUUCCUGGGGGUGCUUCCUCGGCUUUUGGGCUGUCAUGACGAAUGCGGUGUAUUCUUUCGCUGGCGUGGAGUCGUUGGCGAUGGCUGCCGCUGAAACGAAAAAUCCGCGUCACAACAUCCCAAAGGCCUGUAAACGUGUCUUUGCACGGAUCACUAUUUUCUACCUGGCUGCUGUGCUGGUAGUCGGUAUGAUAGUGUCUAGUCAAGAUGAUCGACUUGGUUGGGAUGGUUCAACGGCAGCGCAGAGUCCCUUCGUGAUCGCUGCUAGUGAUGCCGGAAUCAAGGCCAUUCCUUCCAUUGUGAAUGCCGUGUGUCUGACAUCUGCCUGGUCAGCCUCCAACCAGAGUAUUCUGGCAGGAACGAGAACGCUAUACGGACUCGCGAUCAAGGGCCAUGCUCCCAAGGUCUUUCUCUGGACCUCAAAGUGGGGUGUGCCGUACAUGUGUGUUCUGCUGCAGGUUGCUUUCUCUCUACUGGCCUACAUGUGCAUUUCCAACGAGGCCUUGACUGUCUUCUUCUGGUUCGUCGAUUUGACAGCGGCUGGUACAUUGGUCUCGUGGAUCACGAUUGCUCUCAACCAUAUCCGGCUGCUGAAAGCCCUGAAGAAACAAGGCAUCUCGCCGGAUCAGCUACCGUGGCAUAACCGUAUAACUAAAUAUACCUCUUGGUUUGCCCUGAUCUACUGCAUCAUUAUUUUGCUGACAGGAGGCUUUACCGUAUUCACGAAAGGAAAUUGGGAUCCAGCUUCGUUCGUGUCAUCGUACUUAGAUAUCCCGCUUGUUUUGGGUGCGUACGGAGGAUAUAAACUGAUCCACCGCACCAAAAUUGUUUCCCUGCAAGCAGUUCCUAUUACACAAGCCCUCGAAGAAGCUGAAAAUGACCCGGAUAAUGUACCCAUUGUGAAAAAUCGCAGCUUUUGGUCAAAGAUCAACAUCCUGUGGGGAUGA